Messenger RNA from Anopheles nili, 546 nucleotides. Its product is annotated as cuticle protein 19-like. The record is from RefSeq and is a predicted model, not a curated record. Bases 49 to 546 code for a protein of 165 amino acids. Gene Ontology annotation, cellular component: extracellular matrix. The transcript has 2 exons. Lineage: Eukaryota; Metazoa; Arthropoda; Insecta; Diptera; Culicidae.
CUUAAAGUGCAGUUGUGAUUUGAAGCACACAUUCAUCGCAGCCUAGACAUGUGCAAACUUGCCGUUGUGGUACUGGCGCUUGCAGGAGUUGCCCUGGCUUACGAACAUCACGGUUUCGUGAGCGAAGUCAAACACAUCCCGUACAAGUUCUACGGCGGUGGACAGGAAGCUGGUCUGGAGGGAGGCAUUGGCGGUGGUUCUGAGGGUGGCUAUGAGGGCAAGGACUAUUACGCCUACCCGAAGUACAAGUUCGAGUAUGGAGUUAAGGACUACCACACCGGUGAUCACAAGAGCCAGUGGGAAAUCCGGGAUGGAGAUGUUGUGAAGGGCGAGUACACUCUGGAUGAACCGGACGGUUCGACCCGCAUCGUGAAGUACCACGCCGACAGCAAGAACGGAUUUGAGGCUGUCGUCAAGAACAUUGGCAAGGGAGGAAUCCAGCAGGAGAGCGGAUCGAUCGGUGGUGGUCAGGAAGGUGGCAUCGGCGGUGGAUACGGAGGAUACGGCCACGGAUACAGCUACAGCAAGCUGAAGAAGUUCAACUAA